Aphidius gifuensis is the source of this 3609-nucleotide messenger RNA. It is a transcript of the gene SCAR, whose product is annotated as wiskott-Aldrich syndrome protein family member 3. NCBI's taxonomy places the organism in Eukaryota, Metazoa, Arthropoda, Insecta, Hymenoptera, Braconidae. Gene Ontology annotation, molecular function: actin binding; Arp2/3 complex binding; protein kinase A regulatory subunit binding. Gene Ontology annotation, cellular component: SCAR complex; cytoskeleton. The record is from RefSeq and is a predicted model, not a curated record. The coding region runs from base 1 to 1749 and encodes 582 amino acids. Gene Ontology annotation, biological process: positive regulation of Arp2/3 complex-mediated actin nucleation; actin cytoskeleton organization. The transcript has 7 exons.
AUGCCGCUUCCCAAGAGACUGGUUGAACCAGUCCAUGUUGCACGUGGUACAAUACCCGAGGCAUUUCCAUUACCAUCAGAAUUAGAAGCAGCAACAAAUGGUACAUUGGCUAAUACCAUAAGACAAUUAUCAAGUUUGUCAAGACAUGCUGAGGAUUUAUUUGGUGAACUUGCUAGAGAAGCACAUACAUUGAGUGAUCGUGCCAAUUCAUUACAAGCAAGAAUUGAUAGACUUGCUGUUAAAGUAACACAACUUGAUAGUAAUGUUGAAGAAGUUUCAUUACAAGAUAUUCACAUGAGAAAGGCAUUUAAAAGUUCAAUUAUAUUUGAUCAGCAAGUUGUAUCUCGUGACACAAUGCCAACUGCAAUGCUUGAAACAUAUCGGCAAUGCGACACUCCUCCUCCACUUGAUAAGCUCAAUGUUUACAGGGAUGAUGGAAAAGAUGGUCUUAAAUUUUAUACUGAUCCAAAUUACUUCUUUGAUUUAUGGAGUCAAGAAAUGCUCAAGGAUACAGAAAAGAAAAUUCAUGAUCGAGGGAAAAAGACUGAAUCUGAAUAUGACGAACCGUUCAGAAAGCCACAUAGACCAAGAAACGACGGUGGAAGUGGUGGUGGUGGUGGAAGACACAAAAAGCGUGUAAGACAACCACACAAUACACGUGAAAGACAACGACAAAUUGCUGUUGGUCACGGUGAAUAUAUAAUGCCAACACAAAAUGUGCAAUAUAGAGCUUCAAAUAAUAUGCCAGAAGAAUCAUUAUUGGGUAUGGUUAUGACUGAUCCAAGACCACCAAGACCAAAUAGCAUUGAAAUACGUAGAAGUUAUCCAGAGGAACAACAUAUUUAUAGUCCUCCAAUUGGAAACGAUCAUUACAGGCCAAACUACGCACAACAAGGUUACGAUGAUGGAAGUAUAUAUAGUUCUCACUAUGCACCUGGACAAAGUGCAGCAGGUAGUGAAACAUAUCAAUCACCAGGUGGUGGUACACCAAGUCGUAAUAAUAGACGUCCAGCUCAACCACCACCAGCACCACCAAGUAAUGCAUCAAGUAAUUCAACACCAACAAUAUCAUCAGCAAAUAAUACACCAACAAGAGGUAGAUCAAUGAGUACAGGUAGAGAUACAUUACCACCUCCACCACCACCACCUGGUGAAACAAUGUCACCACCAGCAAUGAAUGGUACAAUACCAGUAAAUUUUAUUAAUCAUAAUGGCAGUAGAUCAAGUAGUCCAUUACCAACACAUACAAUGACAAUAGGUAUUGAUGAACCAGAUCCAGCACCACAGGAUUUACCACCACCACCACCAACACCUGAUCCAGUACCUCGUCCAGAAUCACCACCUUGUAACAUUCCACCACCACCACCACCUCCACCACCACCAGUACUCAAUGAUCCAUUACCACCACCACCAAUGACUAAUGGAGAUAUUGCUAGAAUGAUUGCUGCUAAUCCACCAAAAUUAAAACCACUCAAGAGUAUUAAUGAUGAACAAUUUAGAAAAGGACAACUUCCAAAUAUUCCAAUUGUUGAUCCACGUAAUGAUUUGCUCAAAGCCAUUAGAGAUGGAAUUAAAUUACGAAAAGUUGAAAAAAAUGAACAAAAAGAAGUUGAACGUGUUAAUGCACUUAAUGAUGUUGCAUCUAUAUUAGCUAGACGUGUUGCACUUGAAGUUAGUGACAGUGAUUCAGCAUCAGAAAGUGAGUGUGACAGUGAGGGAUGGGGUGAACAAGAUUCAACUAUGGCGUGACCCGUGUCAUAUCAAUCGACUAUUACAUCUGUCACAUAAUUAACUAAUAAUAAUUAUAUCAAUUUGGAAAAUAUUACCAAUCAAUGCUCACAAACAUUGUCAAGAAUUUUAGGUAUGCCAAGACAUAUAUUAUUUAAUUAUUUUUAUUAUUAUUAAUAAAAAUAAUAAUAAUAAUACUAAUGAAAGAUAAAUUUUUCAUAAAUUUUAUGAAUAUAGUUAGAGAAACUGAAUUUUAUUAUGAAAAAGAAAAUUGAAAAAAAAAAGAAUGCGCACAAACAUAAUUGCAUGCAGAACUGAUUUUUUUUUUUCUCUGAAAACCAAGAAUUAUAUAAAAUCAUUUUUAUAUUUUAUUAUUAUUUUUUUAUUAAAUUUUCUUUUUUUUUCUUUCUUUUGAACAUUCCGCAAUUUUCACUUUAACACAUGUCUGAGAAAUAAGAAAGAAAAAAAAAAAUAAACAAUUAAAAUUAUUCAAAGAUUUUUCAAAGUUUAUAUAUAUAUAAAUAAAUAGAUAAAAAUAAUAAUAAUUAAAAUAUACAUUUUUCUGAUGCGGAAAUGAAGCUCAUUUUUAAAAAAGUUAAAUUUUCAUUUUUUUCAUUACUUUGAUAAUAUAUAUCCCGAAGCGGGGCUCGGUGGCGUAAAAUGAAAAAAAUUAUAUUUAAAAUUUAAAUUGUUGAAAAACCAAAAUACUCCAUUUAAUCAAUAAAUUGUAAGAAAAUUUUUUGCAACCAGGGAGAGUAUCUUAUCUUGGAAUUUAUUUUUAGAAUUUUAUUAAUCUAAAAAAAUUUAAAAAAUUAAAAUAAAUAAUGAAUGAACGAAAGUAAGUAAAUUAACAUAAUUUCUUCCAAUUUACGAAGUCUCCUUGUCUCCGUUAAAAAAAGAAAAAUAAUAAUUGUGAUUUUAUUUUUCAUAUAAUAUUGGUCAAGUACAACACUGAUAAUAUAUAAAAUAUAGAAAAAAAAAAAAUUACAAAAGUAUAAUAGCAUGUACAUUGAUCGUUAAGAAUAUGCAUAAUUAUUUCAAUAAAAAAAAAUUUAUAUUAUUUUUUUCAAAAUUAAAAGCGUAAUUUAAUUAAAAAUUGCAUGUAAAUUUUGAAAAUUAUUAAAUUUUUUUUUUUUGUUAUUAUUAUUUUAAUAGAUAUUUUUCAUUUUUAUUUAAAAAAAAAAUAUAGCCAUGUACUAAAUACAAGGUUUAAAUUAAAAAAAAAAAACAAAAUAAAAUUCGCCAAAAUAAUGCGAUAUUUACGAUUUAAUAAGCAACGACAACGUGUACAUUUUUCAUUUAAAUUUUAAGCCUUAGUCAGAUGUUAAAUAUAAUUAAUAAAUAAAUAAUAAUAAAUAAAUAUAACUCUUUUAUGUAACGAUGUUUAUAUGAGUAUAUAAAAUAUAAUGAUACAUAGCAAUUUAAAAAUUUAUAAUAGAAAAAAAAAGAAAAUGAUCGUCAAAAUAGGAUAAUCUAGUGUCAAGUAUGAUGCAGUAUUUAUUCUGCUAAAAAAAAAAAUACAAUUUUCAUCUUCGAUUAUUAUAAAUCUCGUAUAUAUUAUUUUUUUUUUUUAAAUUCUUAAAUCCGUUGUAAUCCGAUGAGAUGAUAUAUGUUUAUUAUGUUUAUAUAUUACUUUAUAAAUUUUUGUUUCGAUGAAAAAAAAAAAUAUACUUUGGGUGUGGCUAUCAUUAACGAUUAAUCGUACAUUUAAAGAAAAUAGUUGCGCACGCAUGUUUAAAUACAUCUCUUCGUACUCAUCAAAAAAAAAAUAAAUAAAACAAAUACUAAUUAACACGGUGAUACUACCGAACCCUCGAAUAACCAAACAAAAUUUAAAUAAAAAAUAAACUUUAAAAAUUGAAAAUUUCUAAUACAAAAUAU